CAUUUACACAACUGUCCACGUGCGUCGGAGAUUGCGCGCGCACGGCGCCUAGUCGAUGGUUCAAUGUCAGUAUGAGAACGAGCGCUCUCGUGCGCACCUGUGAAAGACAUUCAUCUGUCUCAUGAAGAGAAACAUCACAUUCCAGCGCGAGCCUUCUUGUGGAAUGCCUUCAUCUCAACACAUCACAUCACAGUAUGCUUUGUGGCAAAUGCUGGCAUGUACAACCAUGGUCAAGAUCUCUGAACACAAUGCUGUGAUGACGUGCAGCUCCUUUAAUGCACAUAGACAGAAGCCAUCAGAUGAAUAAGCAGCAUUACUACAGGCAUGGAUACAAACCACACGUAUGGAUCUAGCCCUGCAGAUGGGCCCAGCAAAACCACAUGUGGCAUGAUUCUUCUCUCCCUCACGCUUUCGCUUCUGGCCGUACUGACCACGGCGAUGAACUGCUUGGUCAUCACGGCCAUCAUCGUCACACGCAAGCUGCACCAUCCCGCAAACUAUCUCAUCUGCUCUUUAGCCGUGACAGACCUCUUGGUGGCCGUUUUAGUCAUGCCUUUCAGCAUCGUCUACAUAGUAAAGGAGACGUGGGUCAUGGGUCAAAUCAUGUGCAACAUCUGGUUAAGCGUGGACAUAACCUGCUGCACGUGCUCCAUUCUGCACCUGGCAGCCAUCGCUGUAGACCGUUACCGCUCCAUCACGGACGCCGUGGAGUACUCGAGAAAGAGGACGUCUCUACGGGCCGCCAUCAUGAUCAGCGUGGUGUGGCUCCUCGCUAUAGUCGUCUCUCUGCCGCCAAUGCUGUGGAGACAACAAGACGAGGAAAAUGACUGCAUCAUUAAGCACGACAUCGUCUUUACGAUUUACUCCACAUUUGGGGCUUUUUACAUCCCGCUAACACUCAUUCUCAUUCUUUACUACAAGAUCUACCGAGCAGCAAAGACUCUUUACCAAAGGAGAGGGGCUAGUUGCCUCAAGCCAGAGAUGAAUGGACAAAUGCUUCCCAAAUGCAGCGACAGGGAGCCGACGACCCCGGACACCCUGAGCCCUCCGGAGAAAUCGGUGUCUGAACCGUCCACCGAAGGCGACAGAGUGCGCAUUGCCACGAAAAGCCCAAAGUCUCAGUCUCGCAGACUGCGGUCUGUCAGGCGGCAUCGCAUCUCGAGUACGCGUGAAAAGAAGGCCGCCACCACUCUCGGACUCAUUCUAGGGGCUUUUGUCAUCUGCUGGCUGCCGUUCUUCAUCCAUGAGGUGAUUGUCAAUGUCUGUACGUCCUGUGCCCGCUCUCUUGAAAUGACCAACUUUCUGACUUGGCUGGGAUAUCUGAACUCUCUCAUCAACCCCCUGAUUUACACCAUCUUUAAUGAGGAUUUCAAAAGGGCUUUUCAGAAGUUAAUCAAGUGCAAGGAUUGUUUCUAACACCAAUGAAGGAUUUACGUCAAGUGAGCUGAAACUAUUACACUCAAAAAAUACAAAGAACUGAAUUAAAUUGAGGAAUUUUUCUGUGCAAUUAAAUUUUGUCUUUUAAAUUAAAUCUGUUUUGUUUGGUGUUGUUGUUGAGACAAUGAGGCCCUGUUUCCACCUGCUAUUAAGAUGCAUGUUUUGGUCGAUCGGAUCACAAGUAGACGUCGCUAAAUACAGGUGUAAAUGGGGUGCAAAACGUUUCGAGCUUGUCCACUUUCGACCACUUCCAGAGGUAGUCGAAAACGCUUUCGACCGGAUUGCUUUCGUAGUGGAAACGCUCAAGUGGUCGAACAGCCGCAAAAGACCACCUACUGACCUGAUGUGUAAACAUUAUGGGAAGCGCGCUAGCCAGAUGAGAUUUAAACUUUGUCAGCUAAAAUCGCAAAUUUGGUUUAAAGACAAAAAAAUGUACCAAGCACAAUGUUCUCUCAGCAUUCCUGAUUUCUAACAUGCACUUGCAGCGUUCGGCGUGGUGUUGCGGCUGUCAGAGCAGAAAGGAAAGCUGAUGCUCUCCGUAUGUUUUUCCGUCAUCUCCAUGUUGCUUCAAAUGUGAAUUGCACGAGCUUAUUUUGUCCAUUAGAUCGAAAGAUCUGAAAAAAAAAAACAUUCAUUUACCCGCCCAUAGACCCUCCCCUCGAAGAAAUCAGGAGAGAAGUGGUUGAAAGUGGACAAAAGAGAUGGAUCAAAAUACCAGGUGGAAAUGGGUGUCUCCCACAUCCACUCAUAUCUGAUCAACCAAAACACAUCUUAAUACCACAGGGAAACAGGGCCUCAUAUUAAGUCUCCAACAACAACAACAAAAAAAUAGUUUGAAUGAAUUUGUUCUAGUCUUGUCAUACAAGUCAUUUUGUUACUAGAUACAAUGAAAAUUAACAUGCCUGGGGUGCAUUUCUCAAAAUCAUUGUUAGCCAACCCUGGUUGCAAGUUCUGUCAUUACCAACAAAGUUGAAUGAUUUGGCUUUUCCCGAAACCAUAGUUCCAACAAACAUUCGCAGACAGCAUUGCAAACUUAAGUGGUUAGAACUAGAGCUCUCAAGCUGUGGUUAGAAGCCACCUUUCCACUGUCGGGCCAAACCGUUCUUGUGUGCUGAUCCGGCCCAGACGUUAUAGAUACGGUUUCAUUUCCCACUGUGGGGCUGAUAACAGAGCUCUUUGGAAUGUAAUAUAAAUGUGUCAGUCGUUGCCUUGGUAAAGCAAAAGUUUACAAACAGUAUGUGAUCUAAAUAGCAACCGCAUUAUGGAGGAUAGUCAGAUAUUUCUUUUAAGUUUUAUUAAACGUGUGUCUACUUCAUUCAAAUAGCGAGCUUGGCCAGCUACAGAGAACUUGGCAGCCAGGCAACGGACAAGUGGCCAAUCCUGAGUGGCGACAUCACUACAUGGUUAGCCAGCCAUGCUAAGAACUCUGGGCCAAGAAUGGUUUGCCAAAACCAAGCUCAAAUGUGGAAAUAUAACCAGUCCUUAACAAUUCAGUUUCUUAGAACCGCUUAAAAAUGAAUGGCUUUAAUUCUGUCGUUUGUGUUUGUGUAUAACUAUAAUAUAACAUUAAUUCCGAUCAUGAAUCGAUUAAUCAGCAGAAGUUAUUACUCCACCAGCUGCACGUUACGUCAUAAAGACAGUCCUAUAUUGCUGAACCAAUGUGGUUCAAACGACAGAUGUGAGAAUAUGUUACUAUGGUUUCAGGAAACAGUCGUGACUAGUUGGUUAGUUUCUCCAAUGAUGCAUCAUACUAUGGUGGUUAUGGUGAGCACAUUCAUUGUCUGAAGAAGUAAAGGGUUAGUUCAUCCAAAACUGAAAUUGUCAUUAUUUACUCACCAUCAUAUCACAUCCGUAAGACCUUUGUUCAUCUUCAAAACACAAAUGAAAGGUGCCCUAGAAUUAAAUAUUUA
This is a messenger RNA of Megalobrama amblycephala (Wuchang bream), 3347 nucleotides long. It is a transcript of the gene htr1fa, whose product is annotated as 5-hydroxytryptamine (serotonin) receptor 1Fa. Gene Ontology annotation, biological process: adenylate cyclase-activating adrenergic receptor signaling pathway. Gene Ontology annotation, molecular function: G protein-coupled serotonin receptor activity. The transcript has 3 exons. Bases 325 to 1416 code for a protein of 363 amino acids. Lineage: Eukaryota; Metazoa; Chordata; Actinopteri; Cypriniformes; Xenocyprididae. The record is from RefSeq and is a predicted model, not a curated record. Gene Ontology annotation, cellular component: plasma membrane.